Penicillium waksmanii is the source of this 3741-nucleotide messenger RNA. RefSeq names its product ABC transporter permease/ATP-binding protein. Gene Ontology annotation, molecular function: ATP hydrolysis activity; ATP binding; ABC-type transporter activity. The coding region runs from base 1 to 3741 and encodes 1246 amino acids. NCBI's taxonomy places the organism in Eukaryota, Fungi, Ascomycota, Eurotiomycetes, Eurotiales, Aspergillaceae. Gene Ontology annotation, cellular component: membrane. The transcript has 7 exons. The record is from RefSeq and is a predicted model, not a curated record. Gene Ontology annotation, biological process: transmembrane transport.
AUGUCUGCGUCAGCAGAGAAUAUUCUUCUCCAAGAAAUCGAGCCGAUUGAUGGGUCUAGCGCUAACAGGGAGGUAAGCCCUAUCGCUCAUGACGAGCCCGGGCCGAACACAGCCAAUCUUUUAUCUGUCUUUGGACACGCGACGGCACUGCAAAUAUGUACGCUUGUUGGCUCAGCGCUAUGCGCAAUCUUGAGUGGUGCGGCAAUGCCCCUGGUCACCGUGGUCUUUGGAGCAUUGGCAGAUGGAUUCAUUAAUGGAGACAAUAAGUCUCCGGAGUAUUCUAUUCACAAAACUCAACAUCUGGCAGUCAUACUGGUGUUAAUUGCGAUCGGAUCUUUUAUCACGACUUUGCUCAGCACAUGGGGCUUCAACGCCGUCGGGGAGCAACUCACGCGUCAGGUGCGACGAGACCUGCUGGACUCAGUCAUGCACCAGAAUAUGGCAUAUUUUGACUAUGCUGGAACGGGACAGUUGAUCUCGCAUCUUGAUCAAGACAUGAAGUUGAUACAAGAUGGUAUCUCCCAGAAAGCGAGCGACAUUAUUUCCGGGGUUUCUGGGACCGCAAUCGCCCUAGCCUGUGCUUUUAUUACCAACCGACGAUUCGCGUCUAUCUUGGUCAGUCAGCCAAUAUCGCUCGUCACUCUCGUCGGAUUGAUGGGGUUCUGGUUGAGCAAGGUUCAGAGAAAGGGGGCCACUCAUAUGGCCAGAGCGAAUGAUUUAGCUCAAGAGGUUCUCGGAGCUAUGAGAAACGUGAUCGCAUAUCGCAGUCAAGACCGGUAUGCCCGAAAGUACUGCACACAUCUGGAAUAUCCAUCAAAAUUGGAUUACCAAGAGCGGCUAAUCUUUGGGGUUGUGGUCGCGGGUUCGUUCACUAUACUGCACUGGAGUAAUGGACUCGGGAUCUGGCAAGCAGAGCGAUUAAUAGGUUUGGGUCAGUGCACCAUUUCAGAGGUUUUGACUGUCCUUUAUGCAACAACGGUUGCUGGUGCUAUGCUGUGUCAAGCUUUGCCCUUUGUUGUAAGCAUCACAAAUGCCAACGAAGCAGCAUGCCGGGUAUUCUCUGUUGUCAGAGGAGUGCCGGACGUGAGACCUUCGGAAGAUAAAUUUUUACAGCCUGAUCUAGCCACCGGAGCAAUUCGCUUCGAUGAAGUAAGCUUUGCUUAUCCUUCGCGUUCUGAACAUCUGGUACUCGACAAUGUCAGCUUUGAAAUGCCCGCAGGAGGUACUGUUGCUUUGAUCGGACCCUCUGGAUCAGGGAAAUCGACGAUAUUUGCUUUGAUUGAGCAACUUUAUUAUCCUUCCACUGGAAGAAUUAUGAUCGGGAAUAAUCCAAUUGAAGAAAUGGACUUGAUCUGGCUCAGAUCUCAGAUUGGCUACGUCAGUCAAGACGUCACUUUGUUCAACACAACAAUCCAUUCCAACAUUGCCAAUGGGCUCUCACAAAAUGCUCAAGAGGCGCUCGACGAGAAGAGCAUUCAACAACUAGUGGUAGAAGCAGCUAAAAUUGCGUGCAUUCAUUCAUGCAUUACCAAUAUGCCUCAAGGCUAUGACACAGUUAUCGGAGUAAACGGAUCAAGACUGUCGGGUGGUCAGAGACAACGCCUUGCAAUUGCACGCGCAGUUGUAUCCAAACCAGCGAUUAUGCUGUUGGACGAAGCCACAUCUGCGCUUGAUAGCCAAUGUGAACAUGAUGUUCAUAAAGCACUUGAAUCGGCUACAUCCGGGAGAACCACAAUCAUAAUUGCUCAUCGCCUCUCGACUAUAAGAAAUGCAGACAGUAUAAUCAUCAUGCAAGGUGGUAAAAUCCUGAAUCAAGGAAGUGAUACUCAGUUGAUGCAAAAUUGCCCACUGUACCAGGCUCUUAUACGACAACAAGAGCUUGGAUAUGUGGAGCGAGAGCAGAUAGGUACAUCUGUGGAAGUUACACAGGGCAAGAAGUCCCAAAAAGAAGCCUCUGUUAGCAUUAACAAUGUGGCUGGCGCCGACGGGAUCCCAUCGGUGGUCCAACUUGGAAGCAGUAUCAGUAGGAUCUGGGCCUUGAACUACCCAGAAAUACUCUUUACCUCGACAGGGAUUUUUCUCAGUGUACUUGCUGGUGCAACGUACCCCAUACAAGCUAUAUACUUCGGGGGCGGCAUAAUGUCGCUCUUGAAACCCUCUUUAAGCACGGGUGGCCAUACCCCUGACUUCUGGGCAAAGAUUUACUUGGUCCAUGGCUUCAUUGUGCUCUCGAUAUACUGUCUCCGAGGGUUCUGCUUCGCAGUCUCAGCCUCUAAACUUAGCUUCCGGGCCCGGUCUGAGCUGUUUAAUGCACUGCUUUCGAAAAACCUCCCUUUCUUCGAAGAGGAUGAACAUUCUACUGGGGCAUUGGUAAGCAUAUUGUCCUCGGACACUGCCAAAGUGGUGGGCGUAUCAGGAACCUCUCUUGGUCUCGUGACGGAAAGUACCACGAUGCUUCUUACUGGUGUCCUUAUUGGAUGCUUGUUUGGUUGGAAAAUUGGCCUUGCUGCAACUGCUACCGUUCCACUAGUUGCAGCUUCUGGUUUUCUCCAAUACCAUAUUGUCACAAAAGUUGAGGAUUUUGUGAGACGAGAUAUUCGCGCCGUGGCUAUUGCUCACGAAGCCCUCACUGCAAUUCGGACAGUAACAGUCUUUGGCCUUCAUCAGUCAGUCAUGGAAUCUUUCCAAGGGGCAAUUGAGCAGGACAGCCAAAGUAGAUACUGGGCUAUCUCGGCUGCCAUGUACGCAUGCACGACAUCGUUGCGCAUCUUCAGCAUAGCAUUCGUAUUUUGGUUCGGAGGUACUCACCUCAUCGCCACUGGGGAGUACACCAUUCAACAAUUUUUUAUCUGCUUUGCGGCUACAGUGUGGGGAACACAGUCAGCAGCCACCCUCCUUUCGCGUGCUCCAGACAUCGCUGGUGCACAUUCUUCUGCUCAAAGAGUCAAUAUUUUGAUGGAAGCUCAAGCCACCCAUCGCUCUGAAAGACCGGCAAGUGGUAUGCCACUACCUUUGCCAAAAACAACGCAAGAGCUUGCUUUCCAUCAAAUCAACUCGUGCUGGAUAAUUUCAGUUUCAAAGCUCCCGCAGGGUCCUUUUGUUGCUGUUGUGGGAUGCACGGGCAGUGGGAAAAGUUCUGUGAUAAACCUGAUCGAGCGAUUUUACACUUACGAAAGUGGCCAAGUAACGCUUAGCAAUACGCCAAUAGACCGAUACUCCCUCGACAGUUAUCGUAGUUACUAUUCACUCGUUGAUCAGAACCCAUGUUUGAUUGGAAACGAUCUGCGAGAUUGCCUUCAGAGUGGAGGGCAUUUCUUCUCCGACGAUGAGAUUUAUUCAAUUCUGAAGGCCGUUGGUCUGAAGGAUUUCCUGAUGUCUCUUCCGCAAGGACUGAGUACUUUAGUAACCGGAAACGGCUCAACACUCUCGGGCGGACAACGCCAACGCAUGGCUAUUGCAAAGGCUCUUCUGCUACGGCCGAAUAUUCUUUUGCUUGAUGAAGCUACUUCUGCACUUGAUGUUGCGUCAGAACAAAUCGUCCAAAAAGCUAUAAAAGACAUGAUGAGAUAUCGCACUACAAUCGCCAUAACCCAUCGACUGAAUACCAUCGUCGAUGCUGAUGAAAUACUUGUAGUUGACUGUGGCAGGAUUAUUGAAAGGGGCACCCAUGAGGACCUGAUGGGAAUGGAAGGCAGGUAUUGGCAAAUGGCUAGGUUGCAGCAACUGGGCGGGACAACCUGA